CUCUUCAUCCUCCAUCUGUUGCAGAUCGCCGGACGAUAUCUGCCCCCACGACUUGUUACGGUGGAUGCUGGUCCAUCCAGUUGUAGACAUCCAAUUUUAUAGCCUACAUUCCCGACAACGACAAAUACGGAGAUUAUCACGUUAGUUUGACCUUUACGCCGUUCCGCCACGUCCGUCAUGCCGGCGGAAGACACGGCCACAAAACCUACUACCCCUGGAAAGAAAGGGAAGGAUGCAGAUGCUGACGAUGCUGCUGCACCUGUCGUGCAUAUCGAUGGGCGUGUUGCAUGGUUUGAAGAGAAGGUUUGCACAGCAUUGAAAGUCAAGAAUGACAAAUGGAAGAAGAUGCUCAUGACACCGGAAAAUGUGCAAACCAUCGUGGAUUUCCUUGACAAGGACUACAGUACUAUUCUCUUCUAUCUUACACAAAAGGAAGAUCUCUUCCCAGCCAUUGCUUUCCCAGGAUCUCUUAAAAAGAAGUCUGUGUAUUUUUUGAAACACAACGUGGGAGCACCUAUCACGGAGAAAUUGGACACGGAACUCACCAUGGGGGAUCUGUCAGCCAACCCUUUGGAGUUUCUCUCGGUGUUACUCGAAGAGGUUUACUUGCCACUUUUAACCAACCCUAAGAACUUGGAAUCUUGGCCGGAAGUCGUUGCAAAUGAUGUCUUGCGCCACUUCCAUCAACUCAAUGGGGCUGUCUAUGUCAUCUCAGGCAAAUCGAAGGGCAAAACAAUGCUUCCCCUUCCGCAUGGAGCACGUCUGACCACGGAUGUUGAUCGGAGUGUCCUGCACACCUUGGAAUCUGCAGUAAUUGACUGGACACAUCAGAUUAAGGAGGUGAUCAAAAGCAGCUCCGCUGCACCUCUUGAAGAAGGGUUGAAUCCAGGCCCUAUGGUGGAGAUUGACUUUUGGGCAGCCAAAGCGGCCAAUCUGAAAUCUAUUUAUCAGCAACUGACUGAUGAGAAAAUCCAAAAGAUCUCAAAGCUGCUAGAAGUCAGCAAAAGCACUUACUACCCGGCUUUUAAGAUGAUUUUUGAUGAAGUCGUCGCUGCGCUGGAUGAGGCAAAUGACAUUACUACCUAUCUCCGUGCCUUGCGACCUGCAGUAGAACGACUGAAUUCGGUCAACGACUUUGUAGAGCUUGCUCAAGUAUUCCCUGGCAUGAUGCAUACCCUCGUGCUCAUCUGGAGGCAUUCCAAGUACUAUAACACUCCUCCCCGUCUCACCGUCGUCCUCCAAGAAAUUUGUAAUGACAUCAUAGAGCAAGCCCGUAACUUCAUCCAACCUUCCGAGCUUUUCAGCUCAGAGCCUGAAGAAGCUGCGGAACGACUCAAGGUUGUUAUUCGCGUCUGCGAUGUGUUUAAGCAGACGUACUACGAAUACAAGGCACAGACAGCAGAAACAAAGCGGCCAUGGAAUUUUGAUAUCAAGCUUGUAUUUGCGAGACUUGACAAGUUCUUGGGGCGCGUUCAGCAGAUUGUGGAGCUAUUUGACACAAUCAUCGAGUUCAACCGACUGGAGAAAAUCGAAAUAGGAGGGACGAAAGGAAAGAUUCUAAGUUCGCAGGUUGCGCAGAUUUUUACAGAGUUUACAUCGGCAUUAGGGGCAUUUAGUAAACUCAAGUAUGAUGUCCUGGAUCUCAACCUGAACGAGUUUGAAAUCGACUUGGGCCAUUUUCAUGCAAAGAUUGCAGACCUUGAUCGUCGCUUGGGUACCAUCCUCAGCCAGAGUUUUGAUGACUGCUCUGGUCUGAACUCCUGCUUCCGGCUGCUCGAAUCUUUUGCCGGUUUGCUUAGUCGUCCAGUCAUUCAGCAAGACUUUGAGAAAAAGUAUUUUGCUUUGUUGAAUAUGUACUCGGAUGAUUUGGACGAUGUGGCUGCAAUUUUCAACAAGUAUAAGAGCCAGCCUCCAAUCCACUACAAUAUGGCCCCUGUUACGGGUGCCGUUGCCUGGGUCCAUGAGUUGAAAGACCGUAUCACCAAAGCAAUGGAGAAACUGAAAAGCUUUAAUCACAGUGCUAUGAACACUGAAGAUGCCAACCUCGUCAAAACCAAGUACGAGAGCUUGUAUGAGACCCUCGAAAACUAUGAGCGUAGCAUCUUCACCCGCUGGAGCGAUACCAUCACCGACGAGUCAGAAACCAACCUUCAAAAACCACUGCUCGUCCGCGAAGACGGGCUGCUGAAGGUUAAUUUUGAUCCCAAAGUCGUUGCCCUUCUCCGAGAAGUUCGAUACUUUGAGGCACUUACCGUGCAGCCCCCACCAGCUGCCGUAGCAGUCUACUCCAAAUCGGAUGUUUUCCGAAAGUACAUCUUCCAACUUGACCACAUUACCAAAUCUUACAAUGGUAUACGCACCGGGGUCUUGGAGGUGGAGAGACCGCUUAUUGAAGAGCGGAUUCGGCAAAUUGAUGGGCAAAUUGAGCACGCCCUUACGACGCUCAAUUGGACGUCUGGCGAUAUUGAAUCUUACAUUGGACAAAUUGGCACCUCUGUUGGAGAUCUUUCCUCUGUUCUCCAGUUGAUGAAGAACAAUCUGAACCAAAUUCAAAAGAUUAUGAAAGGUUGGAGCGCCAAUCCGCUGGUUGAGCGCAAAGAUGGAAAGAAGCUAUUGAAUUUGGAGGAGAAGGACUCCCGGUUAUCGACUGUUUACGAUUCCAUUAAGCGGGAUGGUCAAUCCAUCCACGGACUACUUGCCCAAACGAGAGAAGUUGUUCAUGCCAAUGAAGAGUCUGAGGAAUGGAUUCGGUACCAGGAGUUUAUUGAUGGGCAAGUCAAGGAAGGCUUCUGGAAGACGCUCAAAACCAGUCUGGAAUACAUCACUCAGAAUAUGGAAUCGGAGAGACUCGGUGAAUUAGGACCACUUUUGGAGGCGAAAUUGGAGCUUCAGGGUGAGAGUUUGGUGUUUACACCGAACAUGGACGAAGAUGCGGAGGACAGUCUGGCCUAUAUUAUCAACGACCUUCUAGAAGACAUUUACGAUUGUGCCUCUCUGAUGGGCCGCGUUGCCCCUGCCAAGGAUGUAGAGCCUGUUGCCGGACCUGGUGAAGGACACCUACCUACUGUUCCAGCCACUCCAGACGCUGCUAAUGGAGCAGCUCUUGGAAACGGUACAAACGAGGCAUCUGAAGGAGCGGGGCAUGGCGUUUCUGACAGCGACGUUCACAGCGAUGAAGACUACGCCUCAGAUUCUGAUCAAGAUGAUUUCCGUGCACGCCAGCUUGCUCAGAUGAACAUGGAAAACGAGACAUACCUGGGUGAAAUGCGUCGUGAUCAAACCUUGAUCCGUUUGCGCACUUUGAUUCUGGAACAUGUGAGAGAGAUCAUGGAACAGAGUGUUGUCUACAAGGAUGGAUAUGAUCAAUUUACCUGGCUAUGGACCGAGAAUCGCCAAGAAUACAUGAAACAGUUCCUCCAGACAUCAGAAAAAACAGGGGAUGAUGAAUCCCAAAAUGAGGAAAAAGCUGCCGAACCAGAGCAUCCCAGCAAGCUCGAAAAGUUUGAAAACGAAAUUCGCAAGUUUGAGUCUCUGCAUAAACAGGUCAUGGGGAUUGAACCAGAAGUGAUUUUCCAAGGAUGGUUCCGCAUUGAUGCUCGACCGCUUAAGCAAGCCCUGAACGUGGUGGUUAAAAAGUGGAGUUACACUUUGACCAAACAUCUUCAAGACGAUGCCAUCUCGAGCUUGAACGAGCUCAACGAGUUUGUUAAGAUCAACAAAAAGGGGCUCCAGCGGGAAAUUAAAGAAGGAGACUACGACGCACUUGUGUCUGCUAUGGGACUUUUGCACGCGAUUAAACAUCGUACUUUAAGCAUUGAUGGAAUGUUUGAGCCGCUUCGUAAGACCAUCAACUUCUUACGGCAGUUUGGCGUAGAAAUGCCGGAGGAGACUCACAAGCUGUUGAACGACCUUCCCGAAGAAUGGUCUGAAGUCAAAAAGCUCUCCGUCUCCAUCAAGGACCACGUCGCCCCCUUGCAGGCAAAGGAGGUGGACAUAUUGCAGCAAAAAUGCAACAAGUUCGAAGUCCGCAACCAUAAUUUCAGAGAGGAAUUCCGCAAAAAGGCGCCAUUCAAGUUUGAUGUUGGACAAGAACGAGCGUAUGAACUCAUUGAUAUUGUCCACAUGGACGUGUUGGCAAUGGAGAACGAAGCUAAAGCUCUAAAGAACUCUUGCGAAUUGUUUGAGCUUAAUGUACCCACUUACCGUCAACUGGGCGACUGCCGUCGGGAUAUUGGGAUGCUCAAGUCUGUUUGGGACGUUGUUUCCCUCGUGACUCUCAUGUUUGAAGAGUGGCGGACCACGCUUUGGACCGCCAUCGACACUGAUGCAAUGGAAACGCGCUGUCGUGACCUUACCAAAGAGCUUCGAAGAAUGGAUAAAGAGAUCAAGGCCUGGGAUGUUUAUUCCGGCCUUGAUCAGAUGGUCAAAGACAUGAUAACCUCGUUGAGAGCGGUCGGAGAGCUCCGUAGCAGCGCUAUCAGGGACCGUCACUGGAAACAGCUGAUGAAGACAACGGGUGUUACGUUUGUUAUGACCGCGGACAUGAAAUUCCAGGAUUUGCUUAGCCUUCAAUUGCACAAAUUCGAAGACGAUGUUAAAGUGAUGGACCUCAUGAAGGAAGCAUCUAAGACCCCGAAUUGCGUCGAAGCAUGUACAAAAGAAGGUCUCUUCGAGAAGCUUGAAAAUCUGCAGGGUCAGUUGGCUCUGUGCGAAAAAUCUUUGGCGGAAUAUCUCGAAACCAAGCGACUCGCCUUUCCCCGUUUCUACUUUGUGUCGGCAUCGGACUUGUUGGACAUCUUGGCGAAGGGCAAUAUGCCACAAGCGGUGGCGGUUCACCUUGGAAAGCUAUUUGAUAGUGUUGCUCAGCUGGAAUUUGAAAAAGGGCCUAACGGGGAGAUCACCAAAACGGCAAUUGGAAUGUACUCUAGGGAAGACGAAUAUGUGCAGUUUGUCGAGCCCUGUGAAUGUACUGGUCCAGUUGAAGUGUGGCUGAACCGGUUGGUGGAUAUGAUGAGACGAACGCUUCGACAACUUCUUGGAGAGGCUGUCUCGGCAUACGAAGAGAAACCUCGUGAGCAGUGGAUAUUUGAUUAUCCUGCUCAGAUCACCUUGGCUGGCACACAGAUCUGGUGGACGACGGAAGUCAAUGUGGCGUUUAGUCGAUUGGAAGAAGGCUAUGAAAAUUCCCUCAAAGACUACUACAAAAAGCAAGUCAAUCAACUGACUGCCUUGAUCACUCUCAUUCAAGGGGAGUUGACCAAAUUGAGUCGUCAGAUGAUUAUGACAGUGUGUACGCUCGAUGUCCAUGCUCGUGAUAUCGUUGCAAAGCUCAUUUCCGAGAAGGCGGACAGUGCGCAAGUGUUCUCAUGGCAGUCACAACUACGUCUCCGAUGGGAUGAAGAUCAGAACGAUUGUUUGAUCAACAUUUGUGAUGCCAUGUUCCGCUACAACUACGAGUACCUUGGCAAUACGCCUCGUCUCGUUGUCACAUCGCUCACAGAUCGUUGUUACAUUACUCUCACCCAAUCUCUGCACCUGAUCAUGGGUGGUGCGCCAGCUGGACCUGCUGUACGGGAAAAACCGAAACCACAAAAGAUUUAG
Molecule: messenger RNA, 5601 nt
Organism: Spizellomyces punctatus DAOM BR117
Lineage: Eukaryota; Fungi; Chytridiomycota; Chytridiomycetes; Spizellomycetales; Spizellomycetaceae
Product: dynein beta chain, flagellar outer arm
Exons: 7
Coding region: 178-5601 (1807 amino acids)
Molecular function (GO): ATP binding
Source: RefSeq, a predicted model, not a curated record